ACAUACGGACUGUCCUCAUUUUCUCUCUUUAAUAUGUCCCUCCAAAAACAACGCUUCGUCCCACUCAAGAGCCACCAGCAAAUCCCCUUGCCAGUUUUACCCCAGUUGGAACCCAUUUGCUAGUAGAAGAAAAAACACCACCGGCCCGAGAGAGAACUGAGAAGAGAUCUCUUGAGAAAACCAAGAGCGCUCUCUCUCUCUCUCUCUCUCUCUCUCUCUCUCUCUCUCUCUCUGUUUUUGUGGGUGAAUUUCUUGGAGUUGUUCAAAUGGACCACUGGUCCUCGUCCCUGCCCGUCGAUGACGAAUUUGAGAAACUUGUGCUUCGUAUGAACCCCCCAAGGGUUGCUGUUGACAACGCCUCCGACAGAAAAGCCACUCUGAUUAAGGUUGACAGCGCGAAUAAGAGAGGGAGCUUGUUGGAGGUGGUUCAAGUUCUGAAUGAUAUGAAUCUUAUAAUUAGACGGGCCUAUAUUUCUUCAGAUGGGGGGUGGUUCAUGGAUGUGUUUCAUGUUACUGAUCAACAUGGGAAUAAGAUCCCCGAAGAUGGUGUCGCUGAACGCAUUCAGCAGUCAUUGGGACCAAGGGGACGCAGUUCUCGCUCAUUGAAAAGGUCAGUUGGUGUCCAAGCGGCCACGGAGCAUACGACUAUUGAAUUGACUGGAAGAGACCGACCCGGAUUGCUUUCGGAAGUUUUUGCUGUUUUAGCGGACCUCAAAUGUAAUGUGGUGGCUGCAGAGGUGUGGACCCACAAUUCACGAAUGGCAUCCGUUGUUUACAUCACAGAUGAAGUUAACGGAUUGCCAAUCGACGAUCCUGAUCGAUUGGCCAAAAUCAAACAACUCCUCCUCUACGUGCUGAAAGGGGAUAGAGAUAAGCGAGGUGCCAACACUGCUGUUUCUGUGGGUUUAACUCAUACUCAGAGAAGGUUGCAUCAGAUGAUGUAUGCUGAUAGAGACUAUGAUAAGGCUGAAUUGAGUGGGUCAGGGGGUUCCACAAAUGACCGGAGCAAUCCCCUUGUAAAUGUUGAAAACUGUGCUGAAAAAGGGUACACCGUUGUGAACUUGAGGUGUCCUGAUCGGCCUAAGUUGCUCUUCGACACAGUAUGUACAUUGACGGAUAUGCAGUAUGUGGUGUUCCAUGGCACUGUCAUUGCUGAAGGACCAGAGGCUUAUCAGGAGUACUACAUCAGGCAUACGGAUGGAUGCCCAAUUAGCUCUGAAGCAGAGAUGCAACGUGUCAUUCACUGUCUGGAGGCUGCUAUUAGGAGGCGAACAUCUGAGGGUAUUAGACUUGAACUUUGUUGCGAAGACAGGGCAGGCCUUCUAUCAGAUGUCACUCGCAUGUUUAGAGAAAAUGGUCUUUCCGUCACUAGGGCCGAGGUCACAACACGGGGAUCCCAAGCCAUGAAUGUUUUCUUCGUGACUGAUGCAUCGGGAUGUCCAGUUAAGAGUGAAACAAUUGAGGCAGUUCGAAAAGAGAUAGGCCUAGCUAUUCUAAGUGUGAAGGAUGAUGAUUUCGACUCAAAUUCUCCACCGCAACAAAGUGGGAGAUUCUCCUUGGGUAAUCUUUUUCGUUCAAGAUCGGAGAAGUUUCUAUACAACUUGGGUCUGAUAAGGUCCUAUUCAUGAGCUAGUUUCUUAGGUGAACUAGGCGAUGUCAAAAUGCAUGUAAAUAGUCGUUCACUAGGGAUAUAAUCAGAGGCUUUAGGAGUGCAUUUGGGCAAAAUCCCUUGUUGACCUUGUGUUAGUAGGCCUCUUUCAAUCAUGUUUCUUCUUUGUAUACUUUCAUGUAAAAUGUACAUUUCUCCCCCGUCACCUUCUGUUUUUACUUGAUAUGUAACUACAUUUUGUGCAA
Molecule: messenger RNA, 1854 nt
Organism: Rhododendron vialii
Lineage: Eukaryota; Viridiplantae; Streptophyta; Magnoliopsida; Ericales; Ericaceae
Product: ACT domain-containing protein ACR4-like
Exons: 7
Coding region: 267-1628 (453 amino acids)
Source: RefSeq, a predicted model, not a curated record